AAGUACUAAUGCAUGUUGUAAUUCCUCAAAUAGAGUUGUUCUGAAAAUUAUAUUAAUUAACAAAGGUCGUUAAUUUUUUUGUUUAAUGCUGUCCCAUCAGGAAGGUUUGCAUGGCUGGCUAGAAAGAAGUUCCCAGUUCCCACCCAGCAAAGCCACAAAGGUUUGUCUCCAUUAGUUAGAAAUGGUGAUUGUGGCUAAAUUUAGAUGUGCCAAUGAGGACAUAGUCAAAUCCCAAAUUCCCCAUUUUGCAAGAUCUAUUCUAGAGUAGUGGCAUCUUAAUGAGAUGAUAGUUUAGAAUUUAACAAGAUACUCCAAAUUCCCCCCAUGUCAUUCAUAAAACAAACCCCCAUUUCAUUAGCACUAAUAGUAACUAAAACUUUUUCCAAAUGGGUUGGAGACAUGAGGCCCCAAAGAAUAAAGGUGAACUCCAUUAGUAUGAUCAUUUACUAAUCAAUUCAAUAAUUUUGAUUGAUCCUUGUGCAUCCACUCAAAAAUAUUCAUCUUUUCUUGAAACUUUGAUGUGUUUUUUCUGGAAGUGACAUUUGUUAAUCAGGCUAUAUUUGUGUUCGUGAAAAAUAUUAUAUGCCAAAGUUGUUUUAGCACAAAAUUGUUCUUCUUUCUCAAGCCAUUCAUGAACAAUAAAUUUCGCCAUUUUAUUUAUCUGCUAUUUACCAUUCAUAUUAAUUACUGGUCAUGACAGUUAUCUAUCGAUCUAACCUGGAUUUAUUGUUAAUUAAAUGUAGGCAAUUAAUUAGUAAGGAGCCUAGUUAAUUCGUUAGCAACUUAUAGCUUUGUGUUAGCCAUAAAAGGCUGUUGUUAAGCUCUAUGUAAGAGAACAUUUAUCAACUUCAAUGGAAGUACUUUGGUUAUCAAAGAUAAGGGUGUCAUGUUUGUUUAUUGUAAUUUAGACAAGCAGGGAAAGGGCACGUGGAAAAUUCGCCACAUCCCAUGAAUAAUAAGAAUUGGGGAGGACAAAAGGAAAAAACCGAACCUCACAAGAAAGCAAAAUGGUACACAUUUGUGCUUUGUUAAAGAUGGUGCAAAAGACAAUUCGAUGAUCAUGGCAUGAAAGAAAGAAAACUCCAGAAAUUGGAGUGAAAAAGGCAAUGGGGAAAAGACUAGUCGGUUCUCGUUUUAUUCAAAUAAUGUAAGAAAAGCUUGUGGUAUAUCUAGCAUAAUAAUGAUAUUGCGAAUCUUGAAGAAGAGAGGCAAAAGGAAAACGUAUAGAUGUAUAUAUAUUUGUCCUCGCAGCUUAUACGGAGAAAGAAGUAAGCUAUACAAUGACACAAAACAGAAUAUAUAUGGAGGAGGUGGCUCAAGAAGUUAUAAGCAAAUACACACUGACUCUGAUAUUUAAGUGCUACAUUAACUUGACAUAAUUUACUUCUAUCUAUCAAUGUCUUUUUUUUUUUAAGUGAUAGAUGCUAUUUUUUGUGAUUAAGAACUAUUCAAGAGAUACGAAUUAGAAAAUUUUAAAUUUCAAGACUGAUAGUAUUUGUAUUACCGAUUCAACGAAAAAAAUAUUUGUAUUACCACUCACCAAACUCUUGUUCGUUAGAGAAGACAUUUAUCUCUGGCGAUGAGAGUACAUACUAAAAAAUUCAACCAGGAUUAAAACUUAAAAAAAUUAUACAAACUCUUCUUUUGACCAUUUUUAUAUUAAUAGUGCAAGUUUUAAUUUACUAUAAACAGAUAUUACUACAAUAUUCAUUUACUAUUAACUAAAUAUUCACCAUCAAUUUGUAUUAUACAAAGGUUUCAUAAUGUAAGUUAACUUUUAAAUAAUAGUUCAGUCAAAUGCGAUACUAAAUAGUAAAUAUUCAUCAUGAUGUAAGUUAACUUUUAAAUAAUAGUUUAAUCAAAUGUGAUACUUUUUAUAACUUCAGUUUAUUAUUAGACCACACAUUACAGAAGUUUUACGCCCCACCGUUCUACCACAGUUACGUAAAUAUAUAUGUCACGCAUUACAUAAAAGUUAUGAAUAUAGUGUUACUUUUAUGUAUCAAUCAAACAAAUAUAUUAAGUAAUUCUUUCGUGAUAUAAGUUUGAACAAAAUUUUUGUUAUUAUUAAUUAAAUUAUUGAUCAUCUCAUCAAUGUGCAUCACACAAAAACUAUAUGAUGCUAGUUAAACAGUUUAAUGAGAUGCCAUACUUUUUUAUAUCUUAAUUAUUUUAUUAUUAACUAAAUUUCCUGAAUUAUUACAUAUAACAUUCACCAUCUCAUCAGUUUGUCUUACGCAAAUGUUUUGUAAGUUUACAUAAAAAUUUAAUUAAAUGUGAUACUUUUUUGAUAACAUGAAUUAAUUAUUAGACCACAAAUUAUAAAAUAUUUACGUAACCUCAUUCUAUAACAAUUACGUAAAUUAGAAAUAAGCUACAUAAACUUAUGUAGGGAUAAUUAUUUCUUAUGUAUCAAUACGUAUUGUGUAAGCUUAUCAUUAAGACACUACAUAAAUUUUAUAAAAGUAUUUUAAACCAUUUUUUGACAUGUAAUUAGUUUAUUCCUACCGCCAAGCGCGGUCCAACAAACUAGUAAAUGUAAUAGAAAAAAAUUGACACACUACAAAAGAGCACCAUGAACCAUUUAUUUGGAACCCAAAACUUCGUAUUUUUCAGCAAGUCAACAGAUUCGUGUGCUAUUAAUCAUAAACCAAAUAAGCAAAUGUGAUACAUUCCAAUAACAAGUAGGCUUAGUUAGUAAAUACUCCGUUUAAUACACGUAUAUUUACCCGUACAUACUUUAUCUGUUUAAAACUAUUGUAUCCGUAUUAUUGUCAUGUCGUUUCAUUUUUUCCGUUCAUUUGAUGACUCCCGUACUAAACACGUAUAAACCCCGUAUAACACGUUUAAUAUCCGUAUUUUAUGAAAUAAAUUGUUAACUUUACUAUUAUUUAUAUAUUUAUUUAUUUUUAAAAGUAUUAUUUUUAUAUAUUUAUUACUAUUAACGUACUAUUAAAUGUAACUUUAGCUUAGAGACGAAGUAUAAUGCCCGUAUGUAUUUUUGAAGUAACUUUCCCGUAUUGUAUUUUACAAACUAUGCAAGUGGGAUUAAUUUGUUUUGGAACCCUGAAUUUUGUAUUUUCCAAGGUUGUCAACUUGUGGGUCGCCCCGCCGAUUGAUCUGUUUUGAUCCUGACAUGGUAAGAAAGAUUGUUUAAUGUUUACACACACCUGCAGGUCGACUGGCUACAAGAUUAUCGAGUUGGAGGCCACGCGACAUUGUUUUUCCCCUUUGCUUUGCGAAAUAUGUCUUUUUUUUUCGGUUUUCCUUUUCGGCUAACCCUAUCUUUGAAAUGUUAUGUUGACCAUUUGAAAUUUUUUUUUUUUUUUGUGCGAUGACUAUUUGAAUAUUGAUGUUAUAUAAGUGUGUGAUGACUAUUUAUAUUCAAAUUAAAGCAAUCAGAUCAUUAACACUCAACCCGUUUACUCGACCUGACCAACGAGCUAAAUCGAGUUGAUAGUCGUUGAUAUUUUCCAGUUUCCAUCAUCAGCAGUGAAGAAAUUAAAAACAAACAAAAGAAGAAAGGUGAAGGUAAAAGGAACAGAGAAGAUUAAUAAUUUGAGGGGCUGGGGAGGGAAUAAUAUUUGGGUUGCUUUCCUGGCUAUCUCCCAUGUCUCUCUAUCAAUAAGAUUCGUUUUGGGGAAAGGAGAAGAAACAAAUUAAUUCUGCAGAAGCAAACAGCAGCAGCAGCAAGCAGUGGCGAUGUUAGUGGGCAGUGGCAGUUUCUGUUGAAAGGAAAUGGGCAGUGAGUGGCACUUGUCACUCACUCACUUGAAGGCAUUAGGCUGAAGUCUGGAAACACCGCCAAAGCUUAAUAAAUAAAAGUGGUUUCUAGCAUGCAUAGGACCAACUUUUAUUGCAGUUUAGUAUAUAUUAAGAAAGAAUGUCAAUUUUGUUGGGUUUGUAAAUAUUAUCAAGUUCCAUGUUGCCAAGGUGAUUCAACAGGUUUAAUUAAAUUCAUCUUUGGGUCGAAAACUAGGGUGCAUGACAAGAAUUACAAAUUAAUUCAUCAAGAUGGCUAAUUCAUUAAAAAUUUAUGGAUAAAUACAAUUUAAUAUCCAAACCUUUCAUUUUAAACAAUAUAAUAGCCAAACCUUUUCGAAAACAAUCUAAUAUCCAAAUCCUCAACUUUCCGUCCGUUUGACACUUCAAAAAAGCUUUGUUUAGGGGAAAUUGUCACAAUACAACUUUGUUUUCUUGUUUUGGCAUUGCAUAUGACUGAAUAUUUAGAUAUUCUAUACCAUCAUGGUGGAGUCAUGGACUUCUUGGGUUUGGAACCACGAUAUGUUGGUGGUUUUUCAGAGAAGAUAUCGAUGGAUAUUGAUGAAGCGUCGUACUUCGAACUUUUUUGAAGUGUCAACUAACGGUCAAACGAACGGAAAGUUGACGAUUUGGAUAUUAGAUUGUUUUCGAAAAGAUUUGACUAUUAUAUUAUUUAAAAUGAAAGGUUUAGAUAUUAAAUUGUAUUUACCCAAAAUUUAUUCAACAACGUAUUUAUUUCUAAUCCAUAGUCAAGCCUUUAUUUUUAUAUAUUUAAACUACAUUUUUUUCCUACACAAACGGGCAACCUUCGUUCCAAGAAUCGAGACAAUGAGUCGGCAAAUUCAUUUUGUGCUGAUGGAUAUACAAAAACAAGGUAGAUCUAGAAUCUUGCUUCGAUUUGGAUGAAAAGAGUAUGUGUUAGUGAAUUGCGCUUCCCACCUAGCCUUUGAAUUGGCUUGACGAGAGUUGGAGAGAAAAAAACUUGUUACAAUCUGUUAACUCAACUGAAUAAUUAUAUAAAAUCAAUAAAAUAACAUACAUCGCUAUCACAAGAGCGGUGACUCUACAAUAUUGUCACAUAAGCAAUCAUGGAUAAAUCUACCAUUGUGAAUGUCUCUGAAGAGGUUCUUUAAGUGGUCCAAGGAUAUAAAACCUAAGAUUCAUGAAAUUCUAAGCCAAUUCAAGCACCAUACAAUGAAGUCCAAUACAAAUAUAUAUUCUAGAAGAAAUGCCAUAGUGCAUUAUCUGUGAGUACACACCAUUUGAGGUUGAACAACAAUUGCCACUUUGAUUGGUUACCUUCAUUUUCGUAUAUUUAUGAAACAAGAACCCACUUGCACAAAGUUGUAUACCUUAAGCAUCGUGUUUUUCAUUUCUUGUAAUUAGUUUGAUGGUAGUAAUAUUGAACAUUGUGUUCUAGAACUGAAGAUAUCAUCAUGAACAUAAUUUUCUUAAGAAAAAGGCUAAAUUAAUUAUUAUUAUUAUUUUUUUGUAGGAAUUUUUUCUCUCUCGAUAUGCUAUUGAAAAUGAGUCUGUAAAAAGGAAAAGAUGACACUCUAAAAUCUAAUCCUAAGAUCUUCAUAUAGAAAAUCAAUAAAUUAUAACACAGCCAGAUCAAACAAUUUGUUUAUAAUUAAUUUUGUUAUAUUUUGAUGUUGCUUGGAAAAAAGGUUUGAGAAUUAGACCUACCAAUCAAAUUAAGGGACUUUAUUUUCCUGGAUCUGGAGUCAACUUCAGCUGCUACAUGCUAAUAUAUAUACGGUGGGACAUGAUUAAGAUUCACCAUUAUCACAUUUCACACUGAGAUCACAUUGGUUUGAAUCCAAGCACCUUGCUGCCAGCAAAAAAAAAAAAGUUCACCACUACCAACCAUCACUAGAAUUUCCACCAACAUGUACAUCCCGUUGCUAGCUUUACCUUGUCUUAUUCCCACUUCCACGUCAAUGCUUUUAAUUAACUGUUUCAUUCUACGUCAAAAUUAUCAGAUUUGCGGACAACCCGGAUAUUGUGCUCACAGUUUAUCGCAAGAACCAUCUAAUAGGGACGGACUGUUUCAAACGCGAGAAUGAGGAGUUCAUUAUGUAUAUAUAUAAUUUGUGAUUAUACACGUGGAACAAAUGCAUGGUUUCAGCUACUCUCUAUUUCUACAUAUGCUAUACAAUUAUUGAUCAUACGCAGAUUGCAUAUGGAGCUGUAUCUUCCAUGGCGAUCUGGGUUUGUUCAUAUUCACUUCAGUAACAACCGACGAGGACAUGCAGAAGUAGAAGUAGAACGCAUUCAGCUGAGCAGUUUAUACCGCCUGGAGAUGAACAAAACCAAGUGGGUUUAUCAUUAACAAAUGAGUUAAAAAGCUAGCAGCUUGGGGAAAAGGAAGAGUAAAGUACAAAGACUAGUAGCUAGGUUGCAGAUAUAUGGGUAAUCGAACCACGAUUAAGGGGAGUGGGCGGGCGCAGGGGUUUAUGGGAACUUGUUACUGUUCUUUCUUCUAGUCUAGUCAUUUAAAACGAAUAAAACAGCCAAAAAGUCCCGCAGCCGAAACCAAACCCAAGAAACAACCACCAUGUUCAAACAUCAUGUUGAUUUUUUGUUAUUAAAAAUCUACCCAAGUACAAUUUAUUUACCGAUAAUAUAGCUUUGGAACUCUGAUCAGAUUCUCUGUCUGGUCCGGUGGUUCCCUCGCCUAUCAUCAUGCAUUCCCUUUUACAGCCCAAAAAAAAAAAAAACCUUUACUAAAAAAAACAAUAACCCAAAAGCCCCAAAAAAAAAAAAAAAAAAAAACCCUAGCAAAAUUUAUUACAGACAAGGUAUUAAUCCACCAGCUGGGAUUCAUUACCACCGCUUGUCCCAGCCACUCAUUUGAAUUUUGAAACCACCCUUUUCUUAAUUAUCACAAUCAUACUUGUAUAUGUCGAAGGCAAUAACAUUGAGAAAUAAAUAAAAUUUCAGAAAGCUCAAUUAGAACGUACAUCAUCAUCACGAGCUGAAUUCUUCUGUUCCCAAAUAGUAUCAUCCAUGAAACCCUUCUUCCACACCAUUAUUUUCCUGCUGCUGCCCUACAGGAACGGACAGCUACAGAAGAUCCAGAUAGAUCCAUUAGCUUUUGCCUAUACUAGGUUUUUUUUUCUCCUUUCUUGGUGAACAGUCUUCCUCAUACUAUAACUAGGUCAUGAAACAAGACACUACAUUUACACAAGUAUAUAUAGUACUACUACUGAAUCACGCAUUCAUACACCUACACAAAAAUAGUACAAGAAAGCAGACGUAUUCACAUCGGGUAAAAGAACGCUCUACCAAUUUAAGGAACCAACUUCUAGCUAGACCCAUCAAAUGCUAAUUACAAAAUAUAGAGUUUAAAGGUACGGUGAUUAAUUAAAAUAUAUACUUUUUGAGUUGGUGAUUACCUCCGAAUAGAAUCGAUCUGUUUUGUAAGAAAGCACAAAGUAGAGAAGCAUCUUAAGGACCGCUGCCAAGAUUACAACCCGCAAAUAGAAAACAAAAAUGGAACAAACAUGCCUCAAAAGAGAGAGCAAACCAGAUUAAUGUAAUCGAGCAUACAGAAUAAAAUAACUUGCCUAGCAUCCUAUAUAUAAGAGAAUCAAAAUAAAUAAAAUAUGCAAGGUAAUUAAGGGAAUAGAAUGGGAAAGGAAAAAAAGGGGUAGGAAAAGGGAGCUCCCUUCAGUCCAAGUACAGGGAGCUUAAGAUCCAAUUUGUCUCCCGCAUCAUUCACUCAUUUACUGCGCUGCAAAAUCCAUUCGAAUAAAUGUCCUUCCUUGUUGUUUCUUCCUUCCGUAGCAGGCAGAUAACGCAGUAUUUGGAUGAAUGAGUCGGCAGCUAAUCGAACCUCACUGCUGCCCAUGAGUGGACUGAAGAAAGCUCCCUUUGCAAGUUUUUUCCAUGUUCCCACAGAAAACCCUAAAUCUAGGUACGUAAUGGCACAUCACCAACUAAUAAUGAAGCUGCUUCUCAUAUACAUAGAAGAAACCCUAGCUCCUCGUGGGUUUCCGUCGAGGAACUCGCUGGCUAGCAGCUUCCGCGGCUUCUGACUGGUGAACUUAACCCGGCUACCACUCAAACCCUAAAUAAAGGGACAGUGGAAACAAAGGAAAUUAAAAGAGACGGUAAAAAGGGGAGGAGCUUUGAAAUUAUAGGGAAAGCGACUGCUGGAAAAGAAAGGGAAAAAAAGAAGAAGAUGAAGAAGAACAAGAACUGCAUAUAUAUAUAUAUUAAUUAAGGGGGAAAAAAAACAAAAAAGAAAAAAAGGGUUUUUUCUCAACUAAAAAAAAAUAGGGAUGAUAGAAGAGAGAAAGAUAGGUUUGAGCUUCUUCUCCCUUCUCAUUUGCUGCGAGAGAGAGAAGUAGAGAGAGGAGAGGGUGGUGGUGGUGAAUGGAAGAGAUGGAGUGGGGGGUUUAUAUAAAAGCUUAAUGGAAGGGCAGAGAAGCAGGCAAGCAUCAGACACAGACAAGAACUGGUUGAGGUCUUAUUGUUGUUAUUAUAUUAUAUAUUGUGUUAUUAUUAUUAUAUAUAUAAAAAGAAGAAUGCACCGCUUCAUCAUGAUAUUAUUGAAUAUUAAUUCCAAUUCCGUUUUUUGUACAAAGAAAUAUUUAUUUCUUAUUUCUUUCCAAUAAUAGGUUUGUUUCGCUAAAAAAAAUAUAUAUAUAGUGUUGUUUGGGGAAUGAGAUUAAAGAGUUUUGAUUCAUAAAGUUUAUGGAUAUGGAAAUAAAUUAUACCUUGCCUUGCUUUUGUAUAAUCGUAUUACAGAUUUUAGGUUAAAAAUUCAAAUUCCUAAAAGUUAGAAAGAUGAAAUCUCUCAUAAAUGUGAAGAUUUUUUAUAUGUGAAUUUUAUGGUAAUUUGCAUUUUUAGAUUGUUUAGGAUUUAGAGAUUUAGACUAUAAUUCUCCAAAUGAGGUAUUUUUAUUGCCAACAUAAUGGAUAUAGUACUUAGUUUCACUAGCUUGAGUUGUUGAGAGAUGUGAAAAUAUAAAAUUUUGUAUUAUUAUUUACUCACUUACACAUUAUUGAUAUUAAAUAAAAACCAAACAACUAAGGAAUUUAUGAUCACUAACUCUCAUUACUAAUGACUGUAUUUUUAGUGAAUAUAAAAGAAGUAAUAAUAUCCAUAAUAUCGAACGACUACAAUCCAUGGCGGAGUUGUUCAAACAGGUUCAGGGUGCUUGUAGGCCCUUUGUAAGGGCGGAAAAAUUACCAAGAAUGUGGUUUAUUGGAGUUUCGAACUCCUGACUUGUCGACAAAGUCGUCUACUUGACCAACUCAGUCAUUGACAAGUUAUUUUUAUUUUAAUCAACAUAACUAUUAUUUACAAAAGUGAUUUUUCCUAAAAUUUAAACCUACAACUAAGGGUUUAUCGUUCCCACCAGCACACUCCUGCAAUUUUAUUUGUGUUAUAGCGACACGUCUAACAACGGAGAAGCGAUGUUGCGAUGCACGAGGGCUGUCCAUUCUCCUCCAAGCCCUACCAUCUUUGGGAAUUAAUUAUUGGGGACAUAUAUUGUACCAGAAUUGUAUGCUAAUUUAAACGAUAAAUGUGCUCUACAAUG
Linum trigynum is the source of this 9317-nucleotide messenger RNA. NCBI's taxonomy places the organism in Eukaryota, Viridiplantae, Streptophyta, Magnoliopsida, Malpighiales, Linaceae. The record is from the annotation of a GenBank genome assembly.